GCCUUUCAGCGGGUCGUCUUGGACGAUGGCCUUCUGCCAGGGGAGCCGAUCACCUCGGAGUGCCCACAUCAUGUGCGCUACAGCCGGGAUGUGGCCGACAAGGUGGAGGAGUUCAUCGUCCCAGAGCAGUUGCGCAUGACGCGACGGCACCUGCGAUCGCUCUUCAGCCUGGUGGAGAUGGAGAAG
Molecule: messenger RNA, 186 nt
Organism: Symbiodinium necroappetens
Lineage: Eukaryota; Dinophyceae; Suessiales; Symbiodiniaceae
Source: the annotation of a GenBank genome assembly